GCUGCAUCAGAGGCAGCAAGAAGAGGAGAGGCGGAGGCGAGAGCUGCAGGAGGUGCAGAGACGCUUGCAGGAGCAGAGGGAGGCAGUAGAGCUGCAGCAAGAAGAGGAGAGGCAGAGACGUGAAGAUGAGAUGGAGUUCAAGGCUUUGAUUCAUUCUGAUGCACAACCAGUUCCAGACGCUCCCAGUGAAGAGGUUUCAGAGAACACGGGUCGGACUCGUCUCAGAUUACUUGCGUUCCUGCUGAGGGCGAUAGAGGAGUCUAACGGAGGAACAUUAUCACACCUCCAAGACCCGCAAAACAAAGAGGCUUCCCCUCACUCACCACCGUGUGGCAGUGAUCCCAUCGCUCAGACCAGUGUUCCUGCUCCAGCGUCCGUCCUCCUGCCACAACUCCUCCCUCCUCCUGUUCGAGCGGCGAAGCCCCCAGUGACCCGCAUCAGACUGGGAAUCAUGGAGGCGACUGAACAACACGAGCUCAGUGCAAUUCAAGAGGUGGAGACGCCCUUCAACACCAGCCACGUCACAGGCCCAGAGAAGAACCUGAAGGUUCCAUCACACACUGUAAACUGGGAUCUGCAGGACGAAUCAGAUUGGUCUGUCGUGUCUGACAGAACUCUGGAGACGCCCUCUGUGUCCAGCCGCGGGAAACGGACAGAUGACAGACAGAGCAGCUUUGGGACAAACUCAAAGACAUCCAGCCAUCACAUCUGGAGAGAGAGACUGCUGACCGGAGCAGUAACAUCUCCAGAAUCUUCAGAGUCUGAUUCGGUCCUGAGAAUAAUCUCGCCUCCUUCGUCCGACUCUGGGAGAGGAGCCGACUUCUCUGGUGCUGCAGCCACAAGCUACAGAUCCUUCAGAGAGGUAACCAGAGCAACUGAUGCUGAACAGCUCGUUCUGUCCUUUGGAACGAGUCACUGAUGUUGUGGGGAAAAUCUGCAGCAACGACUGAUGAGAAAGUUAGAGGUGAAGGAACAGUUCAGUCAAUAUGCAGUGAAUCAGCGUCUGUCUGCUCAGUUAGAAACCUUCUGUUUCUCUUCUGACGUGCAGUUGAUCUAUGAGUUUGAUUAACAAUAGUUCUAAUUGACAUGAAUUUCACUACAUAUUGUCUCUGUGUCUUUUAUCUAAAAGUCCUCUGAGGUUCACACGUGGAUCGAUGAUGAAAUUUAGCCAAAUCUGAAGCUUUGGCAGGAUCUGCUGCCUCGGCCUCUGAUUAUGCUUGAGAAGCUUUUUUCUCUUGUGUGUGUGGCGUCGAAGUCAGGGUGUGAUGUCUUUGUGUGUUUGUUCUGAGCAAUGAUGUGAAAUUACUGAACCCAAAGUGUAUUUAAUUAAAAUACAUUUCAUGAUGGUUUCUACACUUGAGCUGAGCUCGGUGUGUGUGUGUGUGUGUGUG
Messenger RNA from Paralichthys olivaceus (Japanese flounder), 1391 nucleotides. NCBI's taxonomy places the organism in Eukaryota, Metazoa, Chordata, Actinopteri, Pleuronectiformes, Paralichthyidae. The record is from RefSeq and is a predicted model, not a curated record.